Molecule: messenger RNA, 460 nt
Organism: Tricharina praecox
Lineage: Eukaryota; Fungi; Ascomycota; Pezizomycetes; Pezizales; Pyronemataceae
Exons: 1
Coding region: 84-449 (121 amino acids)
Biological process (GO): mitochondrial respiratory chain complex II assembly
Cellular component (GO): mitochondrion
Source: RefSeq, a predicted model, not a curated record
CGCAACUUUCUCAAGAACGAACCAACCAACGAACGAACCCACGAAACGGUCUACACAACACAACACAACAGAAACAGCACACGAUGCCACGCCACUUCAUUACACCUCGCGUCCUCCCGCGUCUUGCGCGCCCCCUGUCCACCACCGCCCGCACGUCCGCCGUGUUCAACCUCCGCGACCGCCCCUCGCCACCACGCCUGCCAGCAGCAGAGCAAGAAGAAUACGAGCGGCUUCAGAAGGAGUCGACGGGAGCAUUCCAGACCUCACACACAGUCAAGGCCGAUGAGGUGGAUAUCAGCGAGAGCGAGCUGCAUAAGGAUUUGCGACGGGGCGCGAAGCCAGAGUUCGAGGGAGACAAGAAUCCGGUCACCGGCGAAGUCGGCGGGCCGAAAAAUGAUCCGCUGAGGCAUGGGGAGUGGACGUAUAAUGGACGGGCUACGGAUUUCUAGCUGGGGAGAUA